Messenger RNA from Eruca vesicaria subsp. sativa (arugula), 2187 nucleotides. The record is from the annotation of a GenBank genome assembly. Lineage: Eukaryota; Viridiplantae; Streptophyta; Magnoliopsida; Brassicales; Brassicaceae.
AUGGUUUCGAUCGCUGGACAACAGUCAGUUAGGCGUUUAGGUCUUUGCUCUCAGGGAUCUCAGCAGUCUUCCCCUGUUGUAUUCCCUGAGAAGCGUAGCAAGAAGUUGAAGGCGACACGUGGCGAGAUUAGUAGUGAUAAGCCAAAGGCUGAUGAGAUUCGGAUUGAUAUUGGUGGAGGAGAUGAGAAGUCUGAUUUGUUAGGGAGUCUUGUUUACUCAGGGAAGCUUUUAUUUGAUAAGAGAGGGAGAGAUGGAGCAGAGAUAGACGUUUUUAACAAGAAAGCAGUUGAUGGGAGGCUUACUAGGAGAGCUUUGGUUUGGGGCUCUAACGUGCUACAGCUUGAUGAUGUUGUCUCGUUGACGUAUAAUGUGGGUCUCAAGCAUUUCACGGUGCAUGCUUAUCCAGUUGGAAAGGGUUGUUUUACAAAACCGAAGAGAAGCCGGAAAGAUUUCCGGUUCAUUGCACCUACUGUGGAAGAAGCUGUUCAGUGGGUGGCUAGUUUUGCAGAUCAACAGUGUUUUAUCAACUGUUUGCCACAUCCGUUAGUCUCGAAGAAGCAGGGUUCGUCUGAGUUGUUUUCGGUUCCUAUUGAUACUCCUCCUGAGUUGGUGUUUAGGUGUAAGAGUGCACCGAAAAUGCUUGUUAUAUUGAACCCUAGGUCAGGGCAUGGACGAUCUAUCAAAGUUUUCAAUGAUGUAGUGGAACCAAUUUUCAAGCUUGCCGGGAUUAAGAUGGAGGUUGUCAAAACAAAUAAAGCAGGUCAUGCGAGAGAGUUGGCUUCCACUGUCGAUAUUAGCUUAUGCUCAGACGGUAUAAUUUGUGUUGGAGGUGACGGAAUCAUCAAUGAGGUUCUUAAUGGUCUACUUACUCGAAGCAAUCAGAAAGAAGGAGUUUCUAUCCCAAUUGGAAUAGUUCCUGCUGGCUCUGAUAACUCGUUAGUUUGGACUGUGCUUGGUGUUAGAGAUCCUAUUUCUGCAGCACUCUCUAUUGUGAAGGGUGGCCUAACAGCUACUGAUGUCUUUGCUGUUGAAUGGAUUCAUACGGGUGUAAUACACUUUGGAAUGACUGUCUCCUAUUAUGGUUUUGUUAGCGAUGUUUUGGAGCUCUCUGAGAAAUAUCAAAAACGCUUUGGUCCUAUGCGUUAUUUAGUAGCUGGAUUUCUCAAGUUCAUGUGUUUGCCAAAGUAUAGCUAUGAAGUGGAAUAUCUUCCGGCACAAAAAGAAGAUGCAGAAGGCAAAACUAGACUCGAAAAAGAAGUUGUUGAUGUCCAAGAUCUCUACACUGAUGUAAUGAGGAGAUCAAGCAAAGAAGGAUUGCCUAGAGCCUCCAGUUUAUCAAGUAUCGACUCCAUAAUGUCCCCAAGCGUUGGCGAACUAGACAACACAUGUAGCAGCACACAUGCUAGCACCGAGCCAUCUGAAUAUGUUCGUGGAAUCGAUCCUAAAAUGAAGCGCAUGUCCUCUGGCAGAAGAGAUAUUGAAUCUGAGCCAGAGGUUAUUCAUCCUCAAGGACAGUCAACAACUCCUAACUGGCCAAGGACAAGGUCAAAGUCAAGAACAGAUAAAGCAUGGAUGGGGUUAACAUCCCUGCAGGAUCCACCCCCAACUAGAUCUUCAUGGGGGAACACCGGUGCUCACGACAGAGAAGAUAUUUCAUCUACUGUAUCCGACCCGGGUCCGAUAUGGGAUGCGGGACCCAAAUGGGACAGUGAACCAUCUGCUUGGGAUGUAGAAAAUUCCAUCGAGCUGCCAGGUCCUCCGGAGGAUAUAGAGACAGGAGUAACGAAGCAAACCAUGACAACACCAAGAUUUGAAAAUAAAUGGGUUGCUAGAAAGGGUCAUUUCCUAGGUAUCAUGGUGUGUAACCACGCUUGUCGGACCGUGCAGAGCUCUCAAGUCGUGGCUCCCAAUUCAGAACAUGACGAUGGUACAAUGGACAUGCUAUUGGUUCAUGGAUGUGGAAGACUAAGGUUAAUUAGGUUUUUUAUCCUUCUACAAACAGGGCGACACCUUUCACUUCCAUAUGUAGAGUGUGUAAAGGUCAAGUCGGUGAAGAUAAAGGCGGGAAAACAGACGCAUGACAGUUGUGGUAUAGACGGAGAACUGUUUGCGUUGAACGGAGAAGUGAUAUCGACGAUGUUACCGGAACAAUGCAGAUUGAUCGGUAAUGCUCCUCAACGACAUUAG